CAAACUAAACUAAAACUUCCUCUCCAACCAACCAAGAGCUAGAGACCAAACCAACUACUGUAUGUAUGUACCGUUUUGAUCUGAGUUCCCUACCAGAAACGAAAGGGAAAGAAAGGUCUAUAGAAGAAGAGUUGGACCAGAUUUGUGAAAAUCCUACCAGUAUUUCUCCCCUAGGGCGACGGUGCAAUGAGAACAGAGGAGUUAAAGACGGCUAAAUCUUCUUGGCCAAAAAUCGUGGCGCGAAAGUGGUUAAAUUUGCAACGAAGAGGCGACGAGUUUCAGUCUGACUACGCAAUAAGCAGAGGUCAAUGUUCAACUCCAGAUAAAACCGAGAGAAGAAAGAGUUGCUCCGAUCACGUUUCCAUACCGGAAGAAGAUGUUUCUGUUUCAGAGCGGUGUUUUAUUGGAGAUACCGAUGAAGUUAAUCGACGGUACUGCACCGCCGAACCGGAGGCAACACCUGUCGCGGACAAGCCAAAUCUCAGGAUGUUCGUGGGGACAUGGAAUGUGGGAGGGCAGGCUCCUCACGAGGGCUUGAACUUAGAAGAUUGGCUAAACUCACCUGGUCCUGCUGACAUCUAUGUUCUUGGGUUCCAGGAGAUCGUGCCUCUCAAUGUAGGGAAUGUGCUAGGAGCAGAAGAUAACGGUCCCGCUGCCAAAUGGCAGUCCCUCAUUGGUCGUGCUUUGAACAGCAACAACAUCCACCAAGAAGAUGAGAUUGGCAGUGACGAUUUUGAGACAUUGCUAAGCUUAAACUUGAACUCAAGUCAAUUGGAAGGCUCACCGAGCCCUGAACCACGACGUUAUUGCUUGGCUGCAAGCAAGCAGAUGGUUGGGCUCUUCUUGUGCGUCUGGGUUCGAGCACAUCUUUAUAAGCACAUUAGUAACUUGAAGGUCUCCUGCGUCGGCCGUGGCAUUAUGGGGUAUCUUGGAAACAAGGGUUCGAUUUCGAUUAGCAUGACAUUAUAUCAGACAACGUUAUGCUUCGUUUGUACGCACUUGACUUCCGGGGAGAAGGAGGGCGAUGAGAUCAGGAGAAAUUCUGAUGUCACUGAAAUCCUAAAGAGAACAAGGUUCUCCCAUACUUGUAGAGCUCCUCAAAAUAUACUUGACCAUGACAAGGUCAUCUGGCUUGGCGACUUGAAUUAUCGGCUCACUACUGGUUCUCGCAACAACACACAUGAGCUGUUACUGAAGAACGAUUGGCAAGCACUUUUGGAGAAAGAUCAGCUGCAGAUAGAGCAAAAGGCCGGUCGAAUAUUUGAAGGGUGGGAAGAAGGGAAGAUAUAUUUUGCUCCAACUUACAAAUACCUAACCAAUUCAGAUCAUUACGUCGUUCAAACCUCCAAAUCUAAGGAGAAACGGCGUACCCCUGCCUGGUGUGAUCGUAUACUAUGGAAAGGAGAAGGACUGAAGCAGAUGUCAUAUGUUAGAGGGGAGUCCAGGUUCUCGGACCACAGACCUGUUUAUUCAAUGUUCUCAGUCCAAGUUGAUUUGGUUCGCAAGAACAACAAAAUCGUUACGAGGUAUUGCCCUCCAAGAUGUUCCACAAGUGCUGUAUAUUCUUCAGCGGCAGCUUGCGUUGCCAAAGUUCAAGUUGAGGAACUUUUGACAAUCCCGUGAUAAAAACUGUGACACAAACGGUUCAAACAGGUGGUUUGAAUAAUGAGAAAACAGUAACAAAAUGUAGUUAUUAGCGACUGGCACGUCCUGCAUCACCCGGCAUUUUUACGGGUUUGGCACCGGAAGCUAGGUGGAAUCGAUUAUUGGACACGCAUAGGACCCUCUCUAGAGACCUUCCCCCUGUUUGCAUUAAUGGUGAAAUACAUAUAGCUGAAGCUGUACUUCAAUCGCAUAGCUUUCUGCAAGCCUUGCGGUCGCAGAAUCAUUGGCCAAUGGAUCGCCCUAUUUUAAAAAUCAUGUGGGUUUGACGUGUAUGCAUUGUGGCAUUCCGGAUGAUUGGUCUGUUGGACCUAUGGUCCUAUAUGUCUAAUUUUGAUGAUAUUAAAUCUUUUA
Molecule: messenger RNA, 2016 nt
Organism: Tripterygium wilfordii
Lineage: Eukaryota; Viridiplantae; Streptophyta; Magnoliopsida; Celastrales; Celastraceae
Product: type I inositol polyphosphate 5-phosphatase 8-like
Exons: 10
Coding region: 187-1623 (478 amino acids)
Biological process (GO): phosphatidylinositol dephosphorylation
Molecular function (GO): inositol-polyphosphate 5-phosphatase activity; phosphatidylinositol-3,4,5-trisphosphate 5-phosphatase activity; phosphatidylinositol-4,5-bisphosphate 5-phosphatase activity
Source: RefSeq, a predicted model, not a curated record